AUGUUCGGCAAUAUGACGGUCACUGAGGCAGCUAGAUAUUACAAAAUACCGCGGACAACCAUACAAAAGCAUGUCAGCAAGGCCCGUGAACAGCAUUUACUGAAGGAGCAUUACAUCCGCCAGAUGGCAGCAGCACGAAGACACCAUGAGCAGCUUGGAGAACGAGAGUGCCGUUUGAUAGACUCACCUUUAUGUUAUAUCCCUAAUAACCAGGAUUCUUACCCCAGUGUGUCCCGCGCAAAUGGUUUUUCUGUACAUUGGAGGCAGCAACCAGUGAGCAUAGAUACGUCGUCGACAUCUUUUGACGAAGUGCAGUGUUCUCCUGAGGAUGAAAUGAUGAUAGCUGAGCAGUGUGAGGUUAGUUUAUUUGUUACUGCUGCUGACGUUUUUAUUCUUGUUGAUAUUCUUCCUUCGGGUUCGCCAUAA
This is a messenger RNA of Cylicostephanus goldi, 426 nucleotides long. The record is from the annotation of a GenBank genome assembly. NCBI's taxonomy places the organism in Eukaryota, Metazoa, Nematoda, Chromadorea, Rhabditida, Strongylidae.